GGCCGGCAGGGGGCGGCAGGGGGCAGUGCAGCUCUACACUGUUUAACUCUUGACUUUGAGCAGAGCGGGACACUUUGUUUUUAUUUCACAUAUAAAUAAUGAAAUACCCUUAAACAGUUUUGAGACGUCUCUGCGUGUCUUUAAUCUCCUCUGUGCGAGACCACGUGAUCCUCAUGGAGCCUGAUCACAGCUGGGACCAGGAGCUCAGGCUGGUGCUCAUAGGAAACACUGGAUCUGGUAAAAGUGCAUCUGGAAACACCAUUUUAGGCCAUCAACAGUUUGCCUCCAGGACCAGUGCCAGCUCUGUCACCCAGGUGUGUGAGCUGGGCAGUGUGGAGCUGUGUGAAGAGCAGGAGGAGCCAUGUCCCCUGGAGACGCUCAAGAGGAAAAUGCCAAGACUGAGGAGCAUCCAGGUGGUGGACAUGCCCGGCUUUGGAGACACUUGCCUUAGCGAAGAACAGAUUUACUCUGAAAUAGCCAAAUGUGUGUCUCUCUCUGCUCCUGGGCCUCAUGCCUUUCUCCUGGUCGUCCCGAUCGGCAGAUACACUGACAGUGAGAACCAGGCGGCCAAUGAAGUCGCCAGGAUCUUUGGAGAAGAUGCACUCCGUCACCACACUGUUGUUCUUUUCACCAGAGGUGACGACUUGGAGGGUGUUGACAUUGAAACGUAUCUGAAUGACACGGCACCAGCUCGGCUUAAGCUUUUGAUUGAUCUCUGUGGAGGAAGGUAUCACGUAUUAAACAACAGAGAUCCCAGUAACAGGGCUCAGGUUAAAGAGCUCAUCGUCAAGGUUGACACGAUGCGGCGUGACAGAGGAUUUUAUACAAACUCUGUCUUCCUCAAAGCAGAAGAGGCCAUUAGAGAGGAGGAGAAAAGACUGAUAAAAGAGAGAGGUCAAACAGAGGGAGGUGAAACACUGAGGAAUGACGUGAUCAGAGAAAAAGCUGCACAUCCUAAAAGACAGAAGUGUGAAAGCGAGCACAGAAGUGUAGUGAGACCUGCAGGUGGAUUACAAAGGCUCAGAAUGGGAGGUCUGGAUGAUGUGGGGGAACAAUGGAUCAAUGAGGGCAGGAGCCAGGGUUUUAGGUUUUGGAGAGGCAGGGGUCAGAGACACUCUCUGCGUUCUUCUUUAGCACAAAUAAGGAGGGAGGCUGCUCUCUCUCCAGUGGUUGUAGAGAGAAUUAGGAUUCUAGUUGCUGCUGGAGCUACAGGCCUGGCAGUGGGGGCAAUAUUUGGAGCAGCUGCCCCUUUAUCAGCUGCAGUAGGGGCCUCUUUAUUGGGAAACUCAGUCAGUCUGACGGUAGGUCAGCUCGCUGGCAUUUCAGCUGCAGGAGGAGCUGGUGUGGGGAAAACUGUGGGGGCCAUAGUGGCAGCAGCCUCUGGAAAGGCUGCGGUGGCUGUGGGAGCGGCCACAGGCGGACUGCUGGGUGGAUCUGUUGGGUCUGUUGUGGGGGCAGAGGCUUCCAGUCCCCGGGAGGGGGCACAUGAGGCCCUGAGGCAGGUGGGUGUGCUUGGCAUGGCUGCAGUGGGAGUGGCAGCAGGUGUCGGCAGCGCUUUAGGCGCUGGUGCAGCUUUGGGAGUAGCACUAGAGGCGGGAAGUGAAACUGUCAUUGGUGGAGCUGCCUCGGCUGUUGGGGUAGGGUUAUCUAACGCAUCAUCACUGGCCCAGGCCGGUUUAGUGGCAGGACAACAAGCUCUGCCUCCGAGCGCAGCAGCUUUAGCUCAGGACGUGGCUGCGAGUGUCCCUGGUUUGACUAAACCAGCAGAGGCAGCUGUCAUGUUAGCAGAGUCCAGUGUGUCUGCAGCGGUCAGCAGUGUCGUGACCAACACCUGCAGCACUGUUUCAGUGGCCAGUCAACUGUUGAGUGCAGUCGCUGAAAUCAGCAAAGCUGCAGCGGGCAUCGCCCUGGCUGGUGGCCUUGUGGUAAAAGUGGUAAAAGAAAAAAUCAGGGGUAACACAGGGAUGGCUGAGGCCCGUUACUCUGAGAAAUCAUCUGUGGAGAUUUACUGGAACAGUCAACGUUAACCAUAAAAUCAAAUAUUGAAUCUUUCUUACUACUUUUUGCUGUGUAAAGUUUUCUUCCAAAUUGCUGAAUAAAUGCCUUAUUAUCCAUCAG
Molecule: messenger RNA, 2118 nt
Organism: Periophthalmus magnuspinnatus
Lineage: Eukaryota; Metazoa; Chordata; Actinopteri; Gobiiformes; Gobiidae
Exons: 2
Coding region: 174-2027 (617 amino acids)
Molecular function (GO): GTP binding
Source: RefSeq, a predicted model, not a curated record